GUCAGCAGCUUUCCGGAGCACCGACGACGAGCACUUUUCGCGGGAAGACUUGAAGAGCCCUUGUCGAGCCCUUCGAAGUACUCCUCGGAAAUCUUGGUCGCGAUAGUCCUCAUAGUUCCUCAGGAUGCGGCGUACGCGCCACGUAGUGCUGCCCGUGCGAUCCUGGCAGUACAUCGGUCUGCUGAUAGUAUCGCUGGCCUGUCUGACGCUAGGAUUGGUAUCCAGGGAUAGGGAAGGACACUCCGGUAACCUUGCAGGACCUGAACUCACGCAUAGAGCUCCCCAUGAGGUGGACGCCUGUCCGAACUUGAUACCUUUCGUCAAGAGCCCGAUUGCCGGACCGGAAGAAUACACAAAACCGAUUAACGGUGAUGAAAUGAAAGUAUCUGAAUCUACAGAGUCACCUAUCUCUGAAAAAUCCGUACUGUCUCGAUCGCUGAGUCUCGAUCGCUUAUCUAGGAGCGGUUCGCGGGAGACCAGAGAGCGACUGUCCAGAAGCCGAGAUCUAAGGACGGUCGAGAGACUUUCCAGAUCGAGGACUCGCGUAUCCGACGACGAAUCCGUCAACCGUAUUCGAGAAUCCCGAUUUAAAACAAUAGCGCGAUCCCGCGAUGCCAGGGGCUCGUUCGAGUCCACCACUCGACUCUCUCGGCCGCGAGAUCUGUCCAAUCGUGCAACCGAUCGCCGUUCUUCUGAGCAAAAUUUCGAACCCCGCCAGGUCGAUCCUGCAAAUUCCCGACUCGAAAAUCGUCAAUUGCGAUCCACAGAACGGCGCGAGCUCAACGAAGUCGCGCGACGAUCAGCAGACCGACGAGAUUCUUUGAAUCUUCAGCGUCGCAUGAGUGAUCAUCAUAAGUCACUCUCGACGGAGCGACGAAUCGAUCGGCAAGAAUCACGCGAGCUCCCAACUGGUCGUCACGAGUACAGAGAUCUAACGCGAAAUCGCGUCCCAAAUUACCGAUCCGAGAUACGCGAACGUAGAUCUGUCGAGCGACGUAUAUCAAUCGAACGUCGGGACGCGGAACGAUCGGAUCGCAGAGAUCUCCUGAAUCGUUCGGCAAAACUCGCACGAGGAGACAUCGAUCGUAACAACAAUUUGGAUCGCCGAAACCGGGAACGGUCUCUGGAAGAUCGUCGCGCUCUUCCUGAUCGCGUUGCUAAUCAGGAACGUAGAUCACGAGUCUCGAUCACUACUAGGGGUUCUCGUGGAGAUUUUGUUAGAUCCGAUGAUCGUCGAACGUUGUCUCGAUCGAUGGAACGUUCAACUGCGAAUGAUCUCAAGCGCGAAACUCUUAUCAGACGCGUCAGAUCGGUAGAACCCAAUACCGAGAGAGCCGAGGAACGCAGAUUGUCCCUCGAACGUAGAUCUAUGGAACGUCGCGAAAUAGAUCACGCGGGACGUCAGAAAACUGAGAAUCGUUUUGGCGAACGAAAUUCCCUCGAGCGGGUGUCGCGAGGCUCGCCCGAGGACUUGCGUCGAGAAAGGACCAACCGCUCGCAGAUGACCGCAAGCCGACGCGAUUCGCGCGGAAACGCGGCAAACAGGGAGAAUUAUAGACUGGUGCGAUCGCGUUACAAUGUCGAAGAAGUCAAAAAUCGGGAACAAAGAGAAAGAUUCAUACGAGCUUCCCGUUCAGUCGACCGUAAUUCGGUGGAUCGUCGGGAAAUCGCGAGGAUCAAAGACUCCAGGGACCAUGAUCUUCGAUCGCGUGAAGCUGAACGACGAGCGUCCGAACGAAGAGUUUCGGAAAGGCGAUCUACUUUGGAUUCGGCACGUCUGGAUUCACGAAGAUUGUCAGAACGAAGAGUUGACCAUAGUGCUAAAUCGCGUGAGGAAUUCAGGCUAGCAGAUCGACAUUCAGAACGAAACCCAGAAUCGCGAGUUUCUGGCGGAAGAAUCUUGGAAAGGCGAUCUGUGCUUGAUUCACGAAGAUCGUCAGAACGAAGAGUCGAUAAUAAUUUGAAAUCACGUGUAUCCAGGCUAGCAGAUCGACGUUCAGAGCGAAACUUAGAAUCGCAAGUUUCUCGUGGAAGAAUCAUGGAAAGGCGAUCUAUGCUUGAUUCGCGAAGAUCAUCAGAACGAAGAGUCGACGACAGUGCAAAUUCACGCAAAGAAUUCAGGCUAGCAGAUCGACGUUCAGAACGAAACCCAGAAUCGCGAGUUUCUGGCGGAAGAAUCUUGGAAAGGCGAUCUGUGCUUGAUUCACGAAGAUCGUCAGAACGAAGAGUCGAUGAUAAUUUGAAAUCACGUGUAUCCAGGCUAGCAGAUCGACGUUCAGAGCGAAACUUAGAAUCGCAAGUUUCUCGUGGAAGAAUCAUGGAAAGGCGAUCUAUGCUUGAUUCGCGAAGAUCAUCAGAACGAAGGGUCGACGACAGUGCAAAUUCACGCGAAGAAUUUAGGCUAGCAGAUCGACGUUCAGAACAAAAUACAGAAUCGCGAGUUUCUCGCGGAAGAAUCUUGGAAAAACGAUCUAUAUUUGAUUCACGAAGAUCGUCAGACCGAAGAGUCGAUGAUAAUUUGAAAUCACGUGUAUCCAGGCUAGCAGAUCGACGUUCAGAGCAAAACUUAGAAUCGCAAGUUUCUCGUGGAAGAAUCAUGGAAAGGCGAUCUAUGCUUGGUUCGCGAAGAUCAUCAGAACGAAGAGUCGAUGAUAAUUUGAAAUCACGUGUAUCCAGGCUAGCAGAUCGACGUUCGGAACGAAACUCAGAAUUGCGAGUUUCUCGUGGAAGAACUGUGGAAAGACGAUCCAUGCUUGAUACGCGAAGAUCAUCAGAACGAAGGGUCGACGACAGUGCAAAUUCACGCGAAGAAUUCAGGCUAGCAGAUCGACGUUCAGAACGAAAUUUAGAAUCGCAAUUUUCUCACGAAAGAAACCUGGAAAGACGAUCUACCCUCGAUUCACGAAGAUUGUUAUUGAAUCGAAGGGUCCAAGAUAGCUCGAGGUCGCGUGAGGGAUCCAGGAUGCAGAAUCAGCGCGUGGAACGAAAUUCUGAAUUGCGAAAUUCCAUCUCGAUGCUCCCAACUGUGCGAACAAUGAAUUUCAGAACAGCAGCUCUCGAGAACCAAGCCGUACGUUCAUCAGAAACGCAACGCGAGAUCAGACGUCUCAAGGAGCACCGAGUGAUUCGAUCGGUCGAGAAUCGACCUGCCGAGCUUCGUGAAAGAGAGUCCAUCAGACACUCGCGUCAGAGAUUGAUGAAGAACGUCGAGGAUUCAUCGAGACUCUCUUCUCUUCGUCGAGUCGUCCGUGUACCUGAACAAAAUCGCGAACAACGAAGAUUGUCUGCUGAGAAAAUGCUCUCAAGAACCACAGACAAUGAACGAUUAUCCGCAAAAUGGGAACGAAAUUUGCAGAACGCGUACAUUGAAAGAAACGCAGAAGUCAGAGCAAAAACUGUUCCUCACUCAAUGAUGGACUAUGAAUUUUUCAAGUAUCCUAUGGCCUACGAUCUUCUGAGGCAAGCUUUUGUCAUGGCAUUAUGUACCGUUUAUGGGCUUUCCUUCUACUACAACGGAAAAAAGUCUCUUCUUAGUAGCAACAUAAUGCAGCAUGCGCAGCGCUUCAUAAUUUGGUAAAACGGAAAGGUAAAUCGGCCACCAAAACACGGCACUGAAAAUCGCUUUCUCUCUGGACCUCUGCUUCUAUCGAUCUUGUUAUUUUAUGAAUUAAGAUAUUGCGUUGCAAUAUGUGUACUGUUUACGAAAAUACUCAAAAUGUAGAUUAAUGUAGAUUAAUGUACAGCUUAUAUAUCUAUAUCCUGUAGAAAUGUGCAUAUCUAAAAAGAUGUAUUUUGUGCGAAAUAAAUAGUUGCAGUAGUAGUUA
Molecule: messenger RNA, 3824 nt
Organism: Solenopsis invicta (red fire ant)
Lineage: Eukaryota; Metazoa; Arthropoda; Insecta; Hymenoptera; Formicidae
Product: transcriptional regulator ATRX
Exons: 4
Coding region: 125-3577 (1150 amino acids)
Source: RefSeq, a predicted model, not a curated record